Messenger RNA from Scheffersomyces coipomensis, 1089 nucleotides. RefSeq names its product Prr2p (gene PRR2). The transcript has a single exon. NCBI's taxonomy places the organism in Eukaryota, Fungi, Ascomycota, Pichiomycetes, Serinales, Debaryomycetaceae. Gene Ontology annotation, biological process: mitotic DNA damage checkpoint signaling; protein phosphorylation. Bases 1 to 1089 code for a protein of 362 amino acids. Gene Ontology annotation, molecular function: protein serine/threonine kinase activity; ATP binding. The record is from RefSeq and is a predicted model, not a curated record. Gene Ontology annotation, cellular component: nucleus.
AUGGGUUUAUUUACUAAAUCUAAAAAGACUCAAGAUCUAAAUAAUAUUAAUGAUACUUCAUUUCUGACUACUAAUAGUAUUAAUACUAUCAAUAGUUUAACUAGUAAUCAAAGUAAUAGUACUAUUGCAAGUAAAAAGAAAAUUUCAAGAAAUGAUAUCAAAAUAAAUCAAAUUGGUGAUGGAGUAUCAGGAAAAGUUGAUCUUUAUAGAUCAAGAUCAUCUCCUGAUUUCAAAUAUGCGGUGAAGACUUAUCAUUCUAAAGAAAUGUAUGAAUCAAAAUCAGAAUAUAAAGAUCGUGUAUUAUAUGAAUAUAAUACGUUACAUAAUUUACAUCAUGAAAAUAUUAUUCAAGUUUAUAAAUAUGAUGUUUCUCUUAAUGGGAAUACCAUAAAGACAUUCAUGGAAGCUGGUAGUCCCAAUUUGUAUGAUUUAAUCAAACAUGUCCCAGUAUCAAAAUUAGAUCCCUUAGGAAUGCUUUGUAUUUGGAAACAAAUAUGUCAAGGCAUACGAUAUUUACAUCUUCAAGAUAUUUGUCAUCGAGAUCUUAAAUUAGAUAAUUUAAUUGUCGAUAUACCGAAUCGUACUGUUAAAAUCAUUGAUUUAGUUACUGCGGCUGAUGUUCAUAAUAAUCAAUUAGCUAUUGGAUUAGUUGGUUCACCCAGUUAUUUUGCUCCUGAAACUUUAGAAAGAAUAAGAUAUGAUGGUAAAAAAGCCGAUAUUUGGUCAUUAGGAAUCAUCCUUUAUUAUCUUCUUAAUAAAAAAUUCCCUUGGAAACAAGCUAAAAUUCAAGAUGAAAGAUAUAAGGCAUUCUUAAGUUUAAAUCCUAAUUAUUUAUCUUCAUCAUCAGACCUUCCCCCACCAAUAUUGAAUGAAAGUGGAUAUGAAAUUGGUAAACCAUCGGUAUUACGUUAUUUACCAUCGGAAUCAUGGCCUUUAACGAGUCAAAUAUUCGAAUCUGACCCUGAAAAGAGAUGUGGCAUCGAAGAAUUCUUCACCAAUGAUUGGUUUACAAAUAUAAAAUAUUGUCAUUCCGAUAUAAGAUGUGGUAUAAAUCAUACUAUAGUAUUUAAAGAUCAUGAAAAUGCCUAA